CUACCUCUUGCCAGUUCAACGCUGAUUAAGAGUAGAAGAACCAUCUCGUGGCUUAGACCCGGUUCUAGCAUCUUUGAGUAGUUUUUUUGUGGCCGUCCGCACGCGUCUUCUUGGUGUGACCGUUGGUGUGAUUGUUGUGUCUUUUUUUAAUGCGUGUGAGUGAAAAUGGAAGAGGCGAGUGGGCCGCGUCCACCUGGCGUCGAGACGCUCGAUGACGCCUCAGUUGGCGGAAAGACGGCCGAGCGUCUUGCCGUUCGCAGGAAGUCGUUUGUGCCUAUGUCCAGCAUGGAGGAAGAGAACCUGAGGGAGAGGCUGCAUCAGGCGCAACUCAAACAGUGCUCGCAGAUCGUCUGCGCCGAACAAAAGUACACGAGGGACACCUUCAGGAGGCUGUUUCAGGGCAAGGAGCUCUUGGAACAACUUUUUAAACUCUUCGACCAGGACCGUGACCAGUGUCUACUUCAAGAAAACUGGAUUGAAUUCCUCAAACAAAGACUCACAGAUGAAAAGCAGAUAGAUUUCGCAGAACAACUCGAGAGUGUUGCCUUUUGUCUUUGCGGCGACGAACCCAUCCAUUUGGAGCAGUUUAAUCAAAUUUUUAAUGCUAAAGGCAUCGUAGACAAGUUAUUUAGGUUAAUAGAUCGAGACAAUUCAGGAAUAAUAAUCUCCGAAAAUAUUAUGGAAUUCCUGGCGACUAUUACAAACACGAGGCCUCGAACGGGGUUCGAUAAAGGCAGUUUAGACCGAUUAGAGCAAUUAUUCAGGCAGACUGUAGGCAACGAGAAAGAAAUUAAGAGAGAGGACUUCAAGAAAAUCGUCAUUUCGAAAAAUCCUUUUUUUACCGAGCGAGUGUUCCAAAUCUUCGACACGGACAAUUCCGGUUCAAUAUCUCUGCAGGAGUUUUUGGACGCGAUGCACCAAUUCGCCGGCAAAUCUCCUGAUGAUAAAAUACGGUUUCUGUUCAAAGUUUAUGAUCUGGAUGGCGACGGUUUAAUACAACAUAAAGAACUCCAACAUGUUAUGAGAGCCUGUAUGGAAGAAAAUGGAAUGCAAUUCAGCGAGGAGCAAAUCGACGACUUGACGGUGGCGAUGUUCGAAGAUGCCGACACUAACAACAGGGGGGCCAUCACUUAUGAAGCUCUCAAAAACCAGCUGGAAAAGCACGGGGGGCUGUUAGAGAAUCUAUCAAUCAGUAUUGAUCGAUGGCUGGUACCACCCAACACUCAGAAUCCGCCAGAUUCACUUCUGAGAAAGCUCAUGGCAAUGAAACCUUAUCAAUUAACUAAACCUUACGUAAAAAACAAUUACGUUUAUUUGAUAUUUUUAGCAGCAUUUUUGAUAGUAAACGCAGCUCUUUUCAUUUCUCGUGCGAUAGAAUACAGAGACAAAAACUGGUACACGAUAUUUGCAAGAGCUUGUGGUCAGUGCCUCAACUUCAACUGCAUGUUUGUCUUGGUUCUAAUGUUGAGGCAAUGUAUCACAUUUUUGCGAACAAGAGGAUACAGCUCGAUGUUACCCCUCGAUCAACACAUCUACUUUCAUAAACUCACUGGGAUGUUCAUUUUUGGUUACAGUGUUUUACACACGAUUAUGCACGUGUGUAAUUUUAGUUUAGUCGUGGUUGAUAGCCCUAUAAACGUCAAAAAUCUCACCGUAAAUGAGUGGUUGUUCACUAACAAGCCACAAAUAUUUGGUUUAGUCCCAGGUUUAGCAAAUCCGACUGGUUUUGCUCUGCUAUUUAUUCUUCUGAUUAUGUUUAUUUGUUCGCAAGCUUUCGUACGAAGAGGAGGCUGUUUUGAGGUGUUUUACUGGACACAUCUAUUGUAUGUACCAUUUUGGAUAUUGGUAAUACUUCACGGGCCGAAUUUCUGGAAGUGGUUUAUUCUUCCGGGUUGUAUAUAUGCAAUUGAACGUAUAAUGAGGCUAGUUUCGAUGAAAAGUGAGAGGGGCAAAACUUACAUAAGUUCAGGGCUACUUCUACCAUCUAAAGUAACUCAUUUGGUGAUUAAAAGACCUCUUCAAUUUGAUUUUCAUCCAGGAGAUUAUGUUUUUGUCAAUAUACCAGCAAUCGCCAAAUACGAAUGGCAUCCCUUUACUAUUAGCAGUGCUCCUGAACAAGAAGAUUACAUGUGGCUCCAUAUUCGUGGUGUGGGCCAAUGGACAAACCGUCUCUAUGAGUACUUUGAAAAAGAACAAGAAAAGCUCCACAAUGGUGAUAUCCCACCACAUAAUCCUCCGAAUGCAAAAAAGAGGUUAUCUAAUGGAAGUAUCGAUAAUAACAACCAAAAUCCAUUAAAGAAAAUUCAAGCAACCAUCACUAGAACUCUGUCAAAUCGCGAUUCAAGUCGAAAACCCGGAGUCCAACUAGUGGGUUUCUCCAAUGAGACUUUCCAAGACGACAGUAAUAAAAAGCCAACCGAGAGCGAUUUUAAUAGAGCUUCUUGUAGUAAUACUGAUUUGACAGCUUAUUCACCUAGACCUAAAAAAGUGACAUCGGAUAAAAAGCUUCAUCGGCUUCUCUUCACAGAGAAAGCACCACUGGAAAAAUCUUUGUCGAUGCCAGACAUUCAGACGAAAGCCAAGAAAAGAGAGCGGCUUCUUGUUUUGAAGGAAUACAUGCGUUCUGAAUCUGAGAAAAGUUUCGACGAGUGUCAGAUUCGUCGGGCACGCCUCCAAUCUUUAGGCCUCGCAUAUUUAAGUCCUCAGAAUAAGUCUCUAGCUCAAAGUUUCCGUUAUAUGCGUAAUAAACCAACUAUAAUAGCUUUCAAAACUCCCAGUUUGGAAAACUGCGAGCAACGUGAUUCUAGCAGCUCUUUAGGCUCUGUUGGACGUCAAGUUAGCGCUCUUAGUUUUUCCUCUUCACCUGAAAAACAAGCCGAGGAAGGCAGAGCAGGUUUCCGUACCGAUUUCUCUCCCGGAACUGUUCCCUUGAAACCAAUGAAUUAUCCUGUAGGAAAACCUUUAGAGCCUAUUUUUGAGAAAGCGACGCCUCAUGAUAGUGAUGAGGAACUUAGGGAACGCAUUUUGCGCGAUCUGCCGGUGGGGGCUGGGACCGAGAUCUAUCUGGAUGGCCCUUACGGAGCCCCUUCAAGUCAUAUAUUCCGCGCACAGCAUGCCGUUUUGAUAGCGACGGGUAUUGGAGUCACACCUUUUGCUUCAAUCCUCCAAUCCAUUAUGCACAGAUAUUGGAAAGCAAGGCACUGUUGUCCCCGGUGCAAAUUUUCAUGGGCUAGCGAAAUUCCACCCACGGUUAUGAAUUUGAGAAAAGUUGACUUUUUCUGGAUUAAUCGAAAUCAACGUUCAUUCGAAUGGUUUGUUAAUUUAUUGUCUCAGUUAGAAAUAGAACAAGCUGAACUUGGCGGUGCUAUGGAACGUUUCUUAGAGAUGCACAUGUAUAUAACUAGUGCCUUACAAAAAACGGAUAUGAAAGCAGUGGGUCUGCAAUUAGCUUUGGAUCUGCUUCAUGAAAAAGAAAAAAGAGACUUAAUAACUGGAUUGAAGACUAGAACUAAUGCGGGCCGUCCUAACUGGGACAAAGUUUUCAAGCAAAUUCAAGAUCAGAAGAAAGGUAAAGUAACUGUCUUCUAUUGUGGUCCUCCACAACUCGCUAGAAUUAUUAGAGUAAAAUGUGAUCAAUAUGGAUUUAGCUUUCGGAAAGAAGUAUUUUAAUGCCGUUUGUAUAUUGUAAUCUUUAAUUUGUACUAUAGUUAUUUAUAUUAUUUAUUUCUGUUGUACAUUAGGACCUUUACUUACUCUUAUAUUAAUUUUAACACUCGUGUGUACCCCACAGUCAGUUUUUAAAGGUAAUGGGUCUUUUUAUAACUAUUUAUCUUUUUAGUGUAAGUGUAUUGUUUGUAUAGUAAAUAUUAAAUGUAAUACAAUAAAAUAUAUUUAUUUCCAUUUUUGAA
Messenger RNA from Tribolium madens (black flour beetle), 3908 nucleotides. Its product is annotated as NADPH oxidase 5. Lineage: Eukaryota; Metazoa; Arthropoda; Insecta; Coleoptera; Tenebrionidae. Gene Ontology annotation, cellular component: plasma membrane; NADPH oxidase complex. Gene Ontology annotation, biological process: superoxide anion generation; defense response. The record is from RefSeq and is a predicted model, not a curated record. The coding region runs from base 166 to 3669 and encodes 1167 amino acids. The transcript has 17 exons. Gene Ontology annotation, molecular function: superoxide-generating NAD(P)H oxidase activity; calcium ion binding.